AUGGCGCCCCAGGGAGUAGAAGGCUUCCUCGAAUCUCUCAAAGAACCUGUGCUUAGAUACCACAACAGUGAUGCGCUCUCGGACGUUAUCGUUACUUGCGACGGCCAAGAGUUCAAGGCUCACCGGGUCAUCUUGUCUGCCCAUUCAAAGUGCUUCGCCAAGGCGCUGAAUGGCGACUGGAAGGAGAGUUCCGAGAGAAGGAUCGACAUCAAAGAUUUCGACCCAAGUAUCGUUGAGGCAAUGCUACGAUUCGUUUAUUCGUUCGAGUACACCAACACAUACGUUACUUCCUCUAUGGUGUUUGAUGCCCAGAUGUGGCAGAUUGCCGACAAGUACGACAUUCCUGCCCUUAUGGCAGAGUCAAAGAAGAAAUUCGAAAUCGCUGUGGCCACUGGAUGGAGUAUGGAUGACUUUCCAACGGCUGUUGCUAUUGUCUACGAAUCGGCUCUCCCAGGACUUCGUGAUAUUGCAGUGGUGGCUGCUAGCAAGAACAUUGAAAAGUUGUUGGAUAAAGAUGGGUUUUCUGAACUCAUGAGAACGACGCCGCAUUUUACAGCGGAUCUUAUCCCGUUUCUUGUGGCAGACCGCUGGGAUCUAUGA
Messenger RNA from Fusarium musae, 600 nucleotides. RefSeq lists its product as uncharacterized. The coding region runs from base 1 to 600 and encodes 199 amino acids. The record is from RefSeq and is a predicted model, not a curated record. Gene Ontology annotation, molecular function: protein binding. Lineage: Eukaryota; Fungi; Ascomycota; Sordariomycetes; Hypocreales; Nectriaceae. The transcript has 3 exons.